UGCUUCCGUCACAUCAUGGCGACGCGCGGAGCCGAGGCAGCGCGCGGCGGCGGCAGCACCAGCACCAGCAGCACAAGCCGUGCGGCGGGGGCGGGACCUGGGCUAAGGCCGGGCCGACGCGAGGCAGCCGCAGUUGGCGCGGGGCCGCCCAGCAGCGCGGAGUUUGUGAUUGAUGCCAUGGAAGAAGCUGGAUUUUGCGAGACUGCCGUGAGUACCCAGGUUCAGUUGGUGAAUAGCAAAUGUGCUGAAUCUGAUUCAACUUUACAGCAUCCACAGUCUAAUUGUGAUGGCAUGGAAAGCACAGGUGCAUUGGAAGAGGAAGACUAUAUCCCUAAGAAUGGGAAGCUAUUGGGAUCAACAUGCUGUACUCGAGAAGUACGUGAGGAGACCCCUGGAAGAGAAGAAGCCCGUACUGACCCACCUGAUGGCCAACAAGAUCCAGAGAGUGACAAAAACAAAGAAAAAACCUUAGGAAAAGAAGUGCUAUUAUUGAUGCAAGCCUUGAACACGCUUUCUACUCCAGAAGAAAAGUUGGCAGCUCUCUGCAAGAAAUGUGCUGAUCUUUUGGAGGAAAGCCGGAAUGUCCAAAAGCAGAUGAAGAUACUUCAGAAGAAACAAGCCCAGGUUGUGAAAGAGAAAGUUCAUUUGCAGAGUGAGCAUAGCAAAGCUAUUCUUGCACGCAGCAAACUGGAAUCUCUUUGCCGGGAGCUUCAGCGUCAUAACAAGACUUUAAAGGAAGAAAACGUGCAGCAAGCACGUGAAGAAGAAGAAAGACGUAAAGAAGCAACUGCACAUUUCCAGAUUACACUGAAUGAAAUUCAGGCUCAGCUGGAACAGCAUGAUAUACACAAUGCCAAGCUCCGCCAAGAAAAUAUUGAACUGGGGGAAAAACUGAAAAAACUCAUUGAACAGUAUGCGUUGCGGGAAGAGCAUAUUGACAAAGUGUUCAAGCAUAAAGAAUUGCAGCAACAACUAGUAGAUGCCAAACUGCAGCAAACCACACAGCUUAUAAAAGAAGCUGAGGAAAAACAUCAGCGCGAGAGAGAAUUUCUUUUAAAAGAAGCUACUGAGUCCAGGCAUAAAUGUGAGCAGAUGAAGCAGCAGGAAGCCCAGCUAAAACAGCAGCUCUCUCUCUACAUGGAUAAGUUUGAAGAAUUCCAGACCACCAUGGCAAAAAGUAAUGAACUUUUUACAACUUUUAGACAAGAAAUGGAAAAGAUGACCAAGAAGAUUAAAAAACUGGAAAAGGAGACAAUAGUAUGGCGUACAAAAUGGGAAAACAACAACAAAGCUCUUCUACAAAUGGCUGAAGAGAAAACAGUAAGAGACAAAGAUUACAAAGGCUUUCAAAUAAAGCUGGAGCGUUUGGAGAAGUUAUGCAGGGCUCUCCAGACAGAGAGAAAUGAGCUGAAUGAGAAGGUGGAAGUCCUUAAGGAACAGGUUUUGGUAAGAGAUGCAGAUGUGGAUCUAGCAGUGCAGGUGUUUCAGUCAUGCACACUCAGUUCCCAGGAGGAGCUGGGAACUUGCACUGACACAGAACCAGAAGUCCAGCCAGAUGCUGAAUCGAGUGCAGCAGUUGAAGGACAUGUCCCUGAAAAGACUGUCUCCACGAGUCCUGUUCCUGGCACUGAUUCUGUUGACUAAAAUGAAGUGUAAACACUGUAUUGAGAGAUAUAUUUUGUGUAUAACUUUCUCUGGUGGUGGUAACUAUUGGUUUUGUGGUGAAAAUUUUCUUACUUUUUCUACCAUAUCUGUAUUUUCUUAGAACUACUGGACUUAUGUGGUACAGGAAGCUGCAUAGCAGCUUUGAAUAGCUUAAUCUAUAAAUUUCCCACAACUGUGUUGCACAUCUGCCUCAUUUUUAAAAAAAUAUUUUUCCAUAAAGAAUGCAUGUGUGUUUUUUCCCCUACAACACAAAAAAUAUCACUGUCAACUAAGACUUGUGUACAGAUUUAACAUAGCUUCAGGGGGAAAAGUGACAGGAGUGUCACUUCCUUGAUUUGAAAAAUAACAUUUUGCUUCUGUUAACUGAGCUUGAGGCUUGGUAUAUACUAAUAUUAUUACCAAAUUCAGUAAACUGUCUACAUCCAUUCAUAUAAUGGCCAGUAGCAAACUUCAGCUUUCUCCCCUGGUAUUUUCAUAUAUGUGAGUAUAUAUGAAAAUAAGGAUCCAGAAUGUGGUCAAAAUAUUUUACAGGGUUUUAGUGUUAACUGUGGCAUGACAACAACAGCUUUGAAAUAUCUAUAUUUUAAUUUGCAGUUGGUAAAACAGGGUGUACAACUAUUUUGCAGAUUUCUCAGGGUUGUGCUGUAAGGUCAGUUCAAGGCCCUAUUUGUGAAUUUAAACCUAUGAAGAAAAUAUGUGGAAUAAGUAUUACAAAACUGCAGAAUUUUGUUCAGUAAUGCUAAUUAUGCAUAAGACUUGGUUAUAUCUGCCCUCCUGACAUAAGGCCUUGGCCCUUGGUGAGUCCAAGCAAGAUUUGUUUCCAAUGAGAGAAGUUGCAUUGAUAUAAUCUGGAUACUUGUUAACCAAAGGGUAUCUGCAAAUUUGUGGACAGUGUUGAUGUUGACUACAUCUGGGGCAUGUCUACAUGAAACACAGUUGCCAAAUAAUACUGCACAGUAGCACGUCACAGCACUAAGUGAUAAUACACUACUGUGUGUUAUUAUUAGGCUACUGCACAGUAUCGUCACUUAGAAGGCAGUUACUGGCGCUACUGCACAGUAACCACUGCACAUUACCGUCUCGUGUAGACGCACCCCCGUGUAAGUUUUUGGUUUGAAUGUUCCUCACUUAGCACUGUAUGCAGAAUAUAAUAAUUAGUAGACAAUGCUGGUAACUGACCAUGUGUAUUCAAAUAUUCCUUUCCCCGAGUAAAACAUUUAUCGUGUUGGACCCUCAGCCAAGGAACUCUAGUCAGCAGAUCGUGCCUUCUUGGUGCCUAGGAUGACUUGGUGAAGUCUGGUUCUUUAAAACUUCCAUCUAAAGCUAAACAUGCCACAAGCAGAGGGGAGGUUUUGGGGGGGAACGGGGGUGGGGAAGGAGGUUUCUUUUAAAAAAAAUUUUAAUAGACUGCAGUUAUGAGCCUUAUGAGUUUUAACAUUGAAAAUGUGGAUAUCAGAAAUUUUAAGGGAGCAGUUUUCUAAGACAACUUGGGACCAACACAUUCUUGGCACAGCAGGCAAUGUGUUAAGUAACCACCAGCUACUGUUAACUUUAAUCCAUCUAUGAUUGCUUUCUUGUUUCAGUUGCUGUCUUGUAAUUCUUUAAAAAGAAAAAAAAGUGUGUAGCCUUUUCUGGUACUCAAAAUGUUCUUUGCACUUACUUGAGUGGGGGUUUCUGAACCAAGCACGUAUCUUUCCAUGAGCUUCCCCCUUGUUCUUUUUGACAGUUUAUUGGCUAAAUUACUUGAAUGUUCAGGCUGCACUGAGCUCUUGACCCUUUUCCUGAUGUAAUGUACAUUGAAAUAAUGUAGAUGUCUCCUUAACAGAGUGAGGUUUUAUAAGGUGUGAUGAUAAAUGUUUUAGCUCGUACCACUGAACAAAAUGGUAUCAAACUGACAUUUUAAAAAUUGUGUAGCAGAUGAGUAGCCUAAAUAGAGAACAGGCUGUUUGGGGGGGCUGGUGGGGGUGGGAUUUAGGGGUCCCCCCUCCCACUCCCAUAUUUGCACAGCCUGUCUUUGGUCACGGUGCAGUAAUGAAAAGAAGGUAGAAGGGAGCAGUCAGCAAGGUUGGAUUCGAAGCUAACCAAAGCUAAACACUAAUCACGUAAUCGCCACGUGGCAACAAAAAUGCUGUAAAAGAAAUAUCCUUUCAGAGUUCCUUUGACAAAACGUGUCUGUUGUGGAGUCGAGAACGAUCUAGUAAGUUUUAGUUAGUGCCAAAAGAGACCUUUAGCUAACAAACUACAUGAGCAUGAAACAAUUUUCUUGAGGGCAAGUGAAAAUCUCAAUGUAUUAAAUUACAGCACAACAUAUGCUUGGCAAAGCAGAUACAGAUUUUGCCAGUAAAAUGGGAAGUGCAGUUUUCUGUUUUUCACAAUGUAUUAUUUGGUCGCUUGUAUCUAUAACCACAACUCUUUGUACCGUGCUUGUGCAGUGCUCUUUAUAUAGGCAAAAGUAAACUGUGGACCCUGUUGCAAGUAUCAUUUUUUAAAAGGGCUUGACAAAUCUCAGAUGAAUGGAACAGCAAUACAAAUACAGGAUAGUUACUGACUUGAUUUGCAAAUGAAGCAAAAUGCCACCAGAAAAAUGCUUUUAAGAAUCUGAGAUGUUUUUCCAUCUGUCUCACCCAGAAGAUUCCCACAUUGUGACAACCUUCCUUCUGGCCAAGGUGGGCUAGAUUCUGCUUCCUGAGACCAGAUAAAAUCAUUCCAUGCAUUAGCCAAAGGGUUGUUGCUAUAAAGAAGGCAAGGAAUAAUCCCAGCACUCGAAACUCUGAUCUGCCAUACAGCAGGCUAUUGCACUGCCACUCUGCAGCCAGAUUGGUUCCAGGAGGGGUUUGGGUAAACGCGUAUAUUGCCUUUCUUCCUCUACCAUAAAUUAUUCUAAUCUGGACUGUAAAUGUAUGUAGCCUCUGAUGUAUACACCUACUUAAUCAGGCACUGGACUCUUGAUCAUUUUACUCCCAUUAAACCUGCAGAAAAAGAAAAUUUUAAAAUUUGUGUGUUGCAAGACCCAAACAUGUAAUAAUGUACACAUUGACUUUAGGGCUGUAUCUCCAAUCUGUGUUGUCCUUCCUUUAUUUCACUUACACCUGGUUAUGUUACAGUUCAAUUCUCAGGUGUUGCAGAAAAUCUACCUCUUCAGACUGUAGAUGGAAAUAACUGUGAAAAAAGUGAUGCAGAAAUCUAGUUUGUGCUAAACACACUGCUUUAUUUUUACAACCCAUGUCUGCUUUCAUGAGGAAAAAAUUGAUAAAUGAACAGGCAGUCUUGUUUUGCUUUUCAAAAACAUUUUGUAGAGAUUUUUCACUAAUGUGAAUCUGAAAUUUUAUCUACUCAAUUCUGUAUAGAUUAAGUAAAUAUGUAUGCUUAAUA
Gavialis gangeticus (Gharial) is the source of this 5037-nucleotide messenger RNA. It is a transcript of the gene TXLNG, whose product is annotated as taxilin gamma. Bases 16 to 1644 code for a protein of 542 amino acids. The record is from RefSeq and is a predicted model, not a curated record. Lineage: Eukaryota; Metazoa; Chordata; Crocodylia; Gavialidae. Gene Ontology annotation, molecular function: syntaxin binding. The transcript has 10 exons. Gene Ontology annotation, biological process: regulation of cell cycle.